Molecule: messenger RNA, 1191 nt
Organism: Colletotrichum karsti
Lineage: Eukaryota; Fungi; Ascomycota; Sordariomycetes; Glomerellales; Glomerellaceae
Exons: 1
Coding region: 1-1191 (396 amino acids)
Source: RefSeq, a predicted model, not a curated record
AUGUCCACUCACACGCCCCAUACUUCGACGACCCCAGCCGAGAUAGCAUUUGUCGACGAUGCCGAACCAUUCGCCCCGAAACCCCUCAUCGACGACCUCCUCCGAACGCGCUACUGCAUCCCCGGCUCCAUCUUCCUUAUUGAAGCCGUCGAUACUCUCCCCGUGGCCCGGUCGAAGCGAUGGAGGGCUAUCAGGCUGCUACUGGGAGAUGGAGAGCUGUGCAUACAGGCGCUUCUGCGCGGAGAGAUGCACCGCUUCCUCGAUACAGGAGCUGUGAGAGUCGGGGCGUACGUCCGUCUCGGCGAGGCUACGGUGCAUAUCCAGAACGUCGGUACGACGGACGAUGAUACGGGACGGGCGAGACAGAUGGUCUAUCUCAUUGUCGAGGAUCUUGUCACUGUGGGAUGGCAUCGCGCAAUCACCGAGCCCGAUCUAGCUCCACAAGAGCAGCAGCAGCCGCCUGCGCCAGAAGAUGAGCUGGUGGUAUCCGACAGCGACUUGGAUCUCGACGCUUUGGACGCUCCAGAGAUACCGGAAAGUACGAACAAAACUUGCCGGACCAAUCCUCGCGAGACAACUCCAACGAGACCGCCGCGACCGACUCCGAAAACAGUCCCUCGCGAACACACGGCCGAUGAGGACGACGAGGAAGAUGCCGAGGAAGGAUUCGAAGUAAUGCAAGUUUCGGAGACCAAAGCAACACAACGAAGAGCUCAAGUGAAGGACAUCGGAGCGCCCGUGGCCCUACCGCGCGACUGGACGGACCCAAGCAUCCCGCUGAAGUUGACGAACCUCAAAUCCAUACCGAACCUACCCUACAAGCAAAAUUGGUCCGUCAACGUGCUUGCGAUAAUCGCAUCGCUAUCGGAACUCGAGCCUUCCCAUAUGCCUCCGCACAAACAGAGAACGGCACGGCUCGUUGACCCGAGCACCAGCAAGCAGGUCAUCUUGACAGUUUUCCUCGAAGCAGAGCAGUUCAAUCCAAAGGUCGGCAGCGUGGUGUUGUUGGUGGGCGUCAAGAAUCACCGGUUCGACGGCGGCUGCCUCAAGAAGUACGUCAGCGACCGGCCAAGACCUGGGAAUAGGUGGUGGUUCGAGGAGCCUCGACAGUUCGAGUGGUGCGACGUGGACGGCCUGAAGUCGUGGUGGCAGCAGAAACAGCUACAGGGUCCUGGCCUCGAUGCCACAUGA